AUGUCGUCGGCAAGCACAGAUCUCUCAAGCUGCAACGAGCGUGUGCAAAUCAAACUAUACGAGUUAAACGUGUUUGACACCGUCGCCGUUAAAGAAUUUGGAGAAGUAUCACAAGAGUACAAAGAUGUCGACAUAUGUCUUCUAAUGUACGCAGCAAACGAUCUGAGUAGUUUCAAGAACGUUAUGUAUUGGAUAUCCAAGUUCAAGAAAGAAGCGAACAAUAAAAAUGCAGAUACGUUCACUUUCGUCGUUGUUGGCAACAAGCAGGUCGUCCCCGACUAUGCCAGACUAAUUUCAAGAAAAGAAGCGAAUGAUUGGUGCUGGAACAAUAAUCAUUGGCACUCAGAAAUAUCAACCAAAGAGAAGCCCACCAUCAACUGA
Messenger RNA from Dinoponera quadriceps, 381 nucleotides. Its product is annotated as ras-related protein RABG2-like. The coding region runs from base 1 to 381 and encodes 126 amino acids. The record is from RefSeq and is a predicted model, not a curated record. NCBI's taxonomy places the organism in Eukaryota, Metazoa, Arthropoda, Insecta, Hymenoptera, Formicidae. The transcript is spliced from 2 exons. Gene Ontology annotation, molecular function: GTP binding; GTPase activity.